AUGAUGCUCCAGAGCUCCCGCGCGCUCAGCGUGAGCGUCCAGGCCAAGUCCACCAAGAAGGGUGCGACCGCCAAGUCGACCAAGAAGGGCACCACCAAGAAGGCCGCCCCCGCCAAGACCCUGUCCUGGUACGGCCCCGACAGGCCCACCUUCCUGGGCCCGUACAACGGCUCCACCCCGGCCUACCUCACCGGCGAGUUCCCCGGCGACUACGGCUGGGACACCGCCGGCCUCUCGGCUGACCCCGAGACCUUCCGGCGCUACCGCGAGCUGGAGCUGAUCCACGCCCGCUGGGCCAUGCUCGGCGCCCUGGGCAGCGUCGUCCCCGAGCUGCUGGCCAAGUCCAACCCCAGCAUCCCCGCCGGCGGCGUGUGGUACAAGGCUGGCGGCGCCAUCUUCGCCGAUGGCGGCCUCGACUACCUGGGCAACCCCAGCCUGAUCCACGCCCAGUCCAUCCUGGCCACCCUGGCCGUCCAGGUCAUCCUCAUGGGCCUCAUCGAGGGCUACCGCGUGAACGGUGGCCCGGCCGGUGAGGGCCUGGACCCCCUGUACCCCGGCGAGAGCUUCGACCCCCUGGGCCUGGCUGACGACCCCGACACCUUUGCUGAGCUCAAGGUGAAGGAGAUCAAGAACGGCCGCCUGGCCAUGUUCUCCAUGUUCGGCUUCUUCGUGCAGGCCAUCGUGACCGGCGCCGGCCCCAUCGCCAACCUGGACAGCCACCUGGCCUCGCCCGCCACUAACAACGCCUGGGCGUUCGCCACCAAGUUUACCCCCUAG
Molecule: messenger RNA, 777 nt
Organism: Monoraphidium neglectum
Lineage: Eukaryota; Viridiplantae; Chlorophyta; Chlorophyceae; Sphaeropleales; Selenastraceae
Product: Chlorophyll a-b binding protein of LHCII typeI
Exons: 5
Coding region: 1-777 (258 amino acids)
Biological process (GO): response to light stimulus; photosynthesis, light harvesting in photosystem I
Cellular component (GO): chloroplast thylakoid membrane; chloroplast envelope; plastoglobule
Source: RefSeq, a predicted model, not a curated record